This is a messenger RNA of Dreissena polymorpha, 885 nucleotides long. RefSeq names its product neuronal acetylcholine receptor subunit alpha-9-like. NCBI's taxonomy places the organism in Eukaryota, Metazoa, Mollusca, Bivalvia, Myida, Dreissenidae. Bases 1 to 885 code for a protein of 294 amino acids. The record is from RefSeq and is a predicted model, not a curated record. Gene Ontology annotation, molecular function: extracellular ligand-gated monoatomic ion channel activity; neurotransmitter receptor activity; transmembrane signaling receptor activity. The transcript has 5 exons. Gene Ontology annotation, biological process: chemical synaptic transmission; monoatomic ion transmembrane transport; nervous system process. Gene Ontology annotation, cellular component: neuron projection; synapse; membrane.
AUGGCUAUGCUUCAGUUGCUAGUCAGACCUAUCUUUUCUCCUUCGAGUUCUAUUAUUGAUUUCAAUGAAAAAGAAGAAAGCAUAAAGAUCAGCGGAUAUCUUGGAAUGGCAUGGUAUGAUGAUUUUCUCAAAUGGAAUCCAACAGACUACGGAGGACUGGGUCGUCUUUUAUUUAUUCUGGAGGCAACGUGUGACGUAGACAUCACAUAUUUCCCGUUCGACACACAGGAAUGUCCUCUCAAAUUUUCCGCUUGGAGCUAUACUAUCGAUGAAGUAAUAAUGAUUGAAGGAGAGAAAGGCAUCAUUACUGAACAGUUUGAAGAAAAUUCAAGAUGGUCGCUGGUUAACACAACAGUUGAGGAAGUCAAAGGUGUUGAUGCCAUGGUUAUUUUCAAGAUGAAACUGAAGCGAAAGUCAACAUUUUACGUGUUCAAUAUACUCAUCCCCAUGGUUCUACUUUCGUUUUUAAACGUCCUCACAUUUGUACUUUCGGUACAGUCUGGCGAGCGCGCUUCCUACGCUGUCACAGUGUUCCUGUCUUUGGCCGUGUUUCUAACAAUAGUAGCGUCUGAGAUUCCAAAAAACUCCAACACCAUCUCCAUCGUCUCAGUUUACAUGACGGCAGUGCUAGCACUAAGCAUUGCUACUGUGAUGACGUCACUGUUAGAAUUGCGACUGGCGUCCCGAGCUAAGGACAAGGACUUAAUCAGCUCAGGAUAUAUGAUCCUGGAGGCUACGUGUGACGUUGACAUCACAUAUUUCCCGUUCGACACACAGGAAUGUCCUCUCAAAUUUUCCGCUUGGAGCUAUACUAUCGAUGAAGUAGUAAUGAUUGAAGGAGAGAAAGGCAUCUACUUGAAAGAAUUUGACGAAAAUUUAAGAUAG